AAAAUCCAUAGACAUGUCGGCCAUUUUGAUAGAAUGUGACAUAUAAAAAAAAUGAUUGUUGUGUUUAUGGUACGCCAUGGCGGAUCGAGUUGGACACGGUGAAUUUGUGAAAGAAAAUAAUCAAAAAUUCAACAAUGAAAGGCGGAGUAGUAAGCAAUGGGUCAAACUAAACGUUGGUGGCACAUAUUUUCUAACUACGAAAACUACUUUGUGUAGAGAUCCUAAUUCAUUUUUAUAUCGAUUAGUUCAAGAGGACAGUGACUUGAUUUCUGACAGGGACGAGACCGGCGCCUAUUUAAUAGAUAGAGAUCCUACGUAUUUUUCUCCAGUGCUCAAUUAUCUUCGUCACGGUAAACUGGUUAUAAAUAAUGAUAUUGCCGAAGAGGGAGUGCUAGAGGAAGCAGAAUUUUAUAAUAUUACGGAGCUGAUUAAAUUAGUUAAAGAAAGAAUACGUCAGAAGGAAAGGAGGCCACUGAAAGAUAGCAAAAAGCAUGUUUACAGAGUUCUUCAGUUUCAUGAAGAAGAGUUGACCCAAAUGGUUUCAUCAAUGUCUGAUGGUUGGAAGUUUGAACAGCUGAUAAAUAUUGGCUCCCAAUACAACUAUGGAAACGAUGAACAUGCAGAGUUUCUGUGUAUUGUUAGUCGGGAGUGUGGCAGUACUGUGAACAGCAAUGAUAUCGAGCCCACUGACCGCGCCAAGGUGCUCCAACAAAAAGGUUCACGUAUGUGAGCUUAGUACAAACUUAUUUUUUGAGACUGUCAGCUCUUGUGUGUGAAUUGUGUAUAUAAGUAUUAGUAGAGUGUAAACAGACAGUCUUUAUUAUGUUUCUUUAAUACAUUUGUUCAUUUUAGAUUUUCUGAAUAGUCAAUUCAUCAAUUGAUUGGUAACUUGGCUGGUGUCAUAAAACAAAGAAAUACUCAGUUUGAUAUAACAGAGGUAACUAGAGGUAUAAUUUGAAUGUUUAUUAUGACAUAAUAUUGUUAAAUUUGUUGAGUGUCUUGUAUUUUAUAAACUUUGUUCAGACUGUAAAGUGGAAAGAAAGUAAAAUUCUAGCUUCCCUAACAAAGAAGGUGGUGAUAAUUUAGCAAUAAAACAACUGUAGAAUCAAAUAUAGCAUGUUUAGACAAGUAAGGGCUAUGUACUCCAGUGUUAGUGAUCAAUAUAAAUUAUAAACCACCCGUACUUAAAGUCUUAAGAAGAGUUUAGAAUGUAAUUAUUAAUAUUACAGUUGAAUUUUAUUUUUUUACAUUUUGUAAUGUGUCUGCUUGUAAUGUUCAAAUAGGUGUAAAUAUUGUGAAUGUGUCUCUGGUGAAAGAUAAUAUUACACAAACAUGUAAAACAUUUGUAAGGGAAGCUAAAUAUUUUUUUUACGGACCACUGUUUAAAUGUUACAAUGCCUAACUUAUAUCAGGCUUAGACAUUUUAUUGCAAACAAGGAUUUGUCCUUGGACCUUAGUCAUAGUUUGUUGGUUGCAAUUAAUACCUAGCAACAAGCAUUAGAGGGCUAGACAACAGUUAGCUAUUUUACUACAUUUUAUAGCUUAAAAUUUUAUAUUCUUGUGAGUUAUGGUAAUGCUAGUGUAAGUUACUAUGUAUUAAAAACCUGCAGCUUUUUUUGCAUGCAGAAGUGUGUUUGUAACAGUUGGAUAUAUUGAACCCUGCACAGUGUGGACUGUGGACAAUCAUGCUCUGCAGGGGUCAAGCCGUAAUUCAAAGGGAUGAAAUACUAAGAUUGUUGAUUGUGUCUAAAACAAUAAUAUAGCUUGAGAGUAAAUGCUAAAUGAUUCUACGAACUGUUUGAAACGUCACUCCCAAUAAGGAAUUUAUACAAUAUUAAUAUAAAGAAUCUAAUAGUUUUAUAGUUAUAAUAGCAUAGAUAUACAUUUAGCACAUUAAGUAGCACAUUUCAAACAAAAUUAGGUGCCUUUUUAUGUUACAGUAACUUGUGAGUUUUAUUCAACUAUAAUAUAAGUAUAUUUAACACCAAAAUAGAAUAUAUAGACAUGUUCCAUUUUUAUAACACAAAUUUUACAUCUAUAAAAUGUAGCUACAUAUUUGCUAAAUGUGCACACAGAAAGACAGCUUAGAAAUUAACAGUGAUAUAUUAAAGUACCCCUAAAUACAUAGUACAAUUGUUCAGAUCAGGAAAUCUGAUGUUAACUUGGUUGUUAUUUGGUCUAGAAUAAUAAACUACCAAUCAUAACAACUAAUACCAGCA
Molecule: messenger RNA, 2219 nt
Organism: Ostrinia furnacalis (Asian corn borer)
Lineage: Eukaryota; Metazoa; Arthropoda; Insecta; Lepidoptera; Crambidae
Gene: inc
Product: BTB/POZ domain-containing protein inc
Exons: 2
Coding region: 77-730 (217 amino acids)
Biological process (GO): proteasome-mediated ubiquitin-dependent protein catabolic process; protein homooligomerization
Cellular component (GO): cytoplasm; Cul3-RING ubiquitin ligase complex
Molecular function (GO): cullin family protein binding
Source: RefSeq, a predicted model, not a curated record